UAUAGAACCGUUUCUGUCAGCUGAAAGAUGUUGUUGUUGACAGACAAAGUGCGCUUACUCUCCGACUUGAUAAAGACCCCGGCGCUUCCUCGUAGCUAUAUGCAACCCAAAGCCAACCCGCUGGCUCUUAUCACGAAGCGCCGUUCGCCGUUCGCUUUAAUUGAACCAAUAAAAUAAUACAAUGCGCUAUUUAAGACACGUUCGGCUAUGUUGACUGCGAUGAAUUUUGAAAGCCGACGGGCCGUCAACUGUCAACUUGUGGGCCUCUGUCAGGCAGACGUUCAGUUCAGCUCGGUGCAGCAUCGAGAACAGUCGCAACAACCUGAAUAUUGAUUAGUGAGUGCGAUGUCAGUGCCAAAUACCGUAGCAGCCGCCACUGCUCCAGCAUCCAGUCCCAAUUACCUGUCCACACUGGAUCUGACUAAAAACGAGUCUGGUGACCAAAGGGACGCCACGAGUGGCGGGGCCAGCAGUGGCUCGAAAGUGCUGCGGUUCAUUUGGCACUCACUGUACAGCCAGUACAACUUCUUCUGCACAAGGUCCAAGACGCUUAAGCAGCUAGUCUGCCGUGAGGCCAAUAAGCCCUUGCCCAAAAAGUUUCGCCACACAAUGAGGCUGAACAAGUCGGCUAAGCGAAAGGGCUACGAGUUCUAUAUUAGCGACGAGGACAGGAGUAUACCCUCAGGCAUUCCGAAUUGUCCGCGCGGAUUGGAGUACCUUACGAGUAUCGACCAACUUUUAGUUAAACAGAAGGUGGAGCUGCUUGAGGCUUUCACUGGCUUCGAGACCAAUAACAAGUUCUCAAUCAAAAACGCACUCGGCCAGAAGGUCUACUACGCGGUGGAGGACAAUGACUGCUGCACACGCAACAUGUGUGGUCCUGCACGGCCCUUCGAUAUGAAAAUUUUCGACAAUUUCCAGCAAGAGGUCAUUCACCUGCAUCGUCCAUUGGCCUGCUCAGCUUGCUGCUUUCCCUGCUGCCUACAGACAAUGGAAGUCUCCGCACCGCCUGGCAAUGUUAUUGGAUCGAUAGAGCAGGAGUGGUCCAUUUGCUCUCCGUCGUUCCGCAUUUUAAAUCACCUUGGCGAUACGGUGCUUCGCAUUGAGGGUCCAUUCUGCACGUUCUCGCUCUGUGGCGACGUCGAGUUCAAUAUUGUCUCGCUAACUGGAGCGAAGGUGGGAAAAAUAUCCAAGCAGUGGUCAGGUCUGGCACGCGAAAUCUUUACGGACGCCGACUUCUUUGGCAUCACUUUCCCACUGGAUUUGGAUGUACGCAUGAAAGCCGUGCUGCUGGGCGCCACUUUCCUCAUUGAUGCCAUGUUCUUUGAAAAGUCUGGCAACCGCGAGGGGGAUACUCCUGGAAUGUUCUAGCUGUUUGUAAAUUUUUGUACUAUAGACGUGACCCCAAUGUAGUGUGACAAUGAUUAUCGAAACCCUGUGAACUAUCGCAUACUAGUCCGCUAUGGCCAAAGCAAACGCAUUUUUCAGUCGCCCAAAUCACAUUGAAUUGAUUUCAACAAGUUUCGCUAUAAGCGAUUUAAAAACUCUUGAAUGUUUUCGUUAUACUCAGGAUACAUUUUGAAUGUAAUUCAUUUCAAUUUCUGUUUUGUAUUUAUUAGAUCACACUGUUAUUGGGUUGUGUAUUAUGAUAUUUAUAUAUAUUAAUUAUUAUUUUUAUGCAAACAAA
Molecule: messenger RNA, 1687 nt
Organism: Drosophila navojoa
Lineage: Eukaryota; Metazoa; Arthropoda; Insecta; Diptera; Drosophilidae
Gene: scramb1
Product: phospholipid scramblase 1
Biological process (GO): plasma membrane phospholipid scrambling
Cellular component (GO): plasma membrane
Molecular function (GO): phospholipid scramblase activity
Source: RefSeq, a predicted model, not a curated record